This is a messenger RNA of Nicotiana tabacum (common tobacco), 2366 nucleotides long. Lineage: Eukaryota; Viridiplantae; Streptophyta; Magnoliopsida; Solanales; Solanaceae. The record is from RefSeq and is a predicted model, not a curated record.
CUUUUGUUAAAAUUAUAAAACUUUUCUUUCAUAUUUAAAUAUUUCUUGAUUGUCAAUCUCUAGCUUUUUGUUUGCAGAAAUGCCACUUCUAUGUUGGUAAUUUACUUGCAAACAUGAAAUAGCUAGUUAUUAAGAUUCCAAUGAAGGUGCUAUGAAUUUCUUAAAAGAUUUUAGAUACUUUCAAUUGCUUUCUUGGCACUUUUUAUUUCAAAAUUAGAGCAAUCGUAUUUUUCUUGUAAAGCCUAUUUGAAUACGAAUUUUGCCCAAAUUCAGAGCCUGUGAAAUUGCAUUGGAUGAUAUUACGCACAUUUGAUUUGGAGGAGAAAGAUUUGCUUGAGUUGCCGAUAGCAUUGAAGAAUUGUGUUUAAUCAGAGGGAAAAUAAAAUAUGGAGAAAGCGAAUGCUAGCAAUAAACCUGUAAUGCAACAUCCUGAUUCUCACUUAUCAGCUUCUUCAUCAUCUGAUUCGUCACUAGAACUAAGUACUCAUCCAAAGGAGUCUCUUGGAGAUUUAUAUACAAAGUCCGAACCAGAUGCUUCCCUAUCUCCUAGUCCAGCAGCCUCAUGGUUUCCUGAUGUUUCUUCUCAGACGCCACAGUGGAGUAUGAUGAGUAAUUCUCCGCGUGCUGAAACAGGAAAUCCAUUAUUCCCCGAUGCUUUUCCUCAGAAUCUUGAGCCAAUGAAAUCCCCUCCAUCACAUAGUACUAUGGAUCAUCCUCCAGGUUAUGAUCCUAAUCGUAUUCCUAAAUCCAUUUUUUCGAGCAAGCCUACCACCCCGGAAUGGAGCACUGCAUCAAAUGAGUCAUUGUUUAGUAUUCAAAUGGGAACCAACAGCUUCUCCACAGAUUACUCUCACUUGCUAUCCAAAUCUCAAGAACUCAACAAGCCUGAGGAAUGGAAAAAUUCUCCAUAUUAUGCAUCCGAAGUUAAAUCCAAUGACAGUAAGAACUUAUCUUCCCCCCUUCCCCCUCUUAUCGAUGUAAGCAGAGAUAGGGAUGAAAAAAGUGCAAGAGCGUCGGAAGGUCCUGGUAUACAAGAGAAGAAUGUCGAGACCCCCAAAAUGGUCUCAGAGGAAAAACCUGUGAAUAAUAAUAUCAAAGGAAAGACAAGUAGUGUCAUUGAAGAGCCUGCUGCUACCACCUCCAACAGGACUGAUGACAGAGCUGUUCCACCAACUGAGGCUACUCGUAUUUCUUCACCUGCUCGUACUUCUUCACCUUGCCACUCCGAGGCGAGUGGAAACAGCAGUAGUUCCUUUGCUUUCCCAGUACUAGUAAAUGAUGGUGCGAAAAGCAACUCGCUGAAAGGUGCCGCUGAGAAAGUAGAGAAACCUCAAUCUCAACCAGAGUUCCAACCAGAAAAGCAGCCGCAACACAAGCAAUCAGAAUCACAGCUUAAAGCAGCAGAGAAAAGUUGGUGUUCAUGUUUCACAUGUUGGCCUCACUGUUGUUGAUAUAUGAUUUUCCUCUCCUAUGUACAUUGAUAAGAAUAUUGACUAAACCAUCUUCACUUCAUCAACGACGCUUCUCAGCUGAAUUGAGGAAAGUUGGAAGUUAGGUCAAUAUAAUGAAAUGAUAUAGUAUUCACUAAGAAGCUUUACAGAUAAUAUUGUGGUGCCUGAAGAUCCUUAAUAUCGUAAGCAUUAAUCGGUUGAUCUUCUUAGAAAUUUAACAGUUUGCCCUCUUAGGAAGUGUUUGGUGAAUAUGCAUGCUUUCUGGUGAAAUAUUGGUCUAACACUCUUAACUACCAUAAGUUGCAGUGAUCUUCAUUAGUCACAUUCUACUGAUCUCAGCUAAGGAGUUUCAGCUGUGAGAAAAUUGUACAACUUUGUAAGGGAGGAAAUUCUUUUUCUAGGAUGACUAUUUGUUUGCAGAUUGUAGUGGCCAAAACCUAACAUGGGCCGAGCCGAGCAGUGUCCGGAACCAAGUUCAGUUCGAGCAAGCCAUAUUGGUUGACAUGAUAUUCCAUCACAAAUGCACCAGGCCUUUGGUACGCUUUCUGACCCCGUUAAGAUAGACCAGAUCAACUCACAAUAUUCAUGGUGUGAAAUAUGUAAAACAGACUCCCCAGACUUCCAAGGACGUGCCUGCACUCAACUCCUCGCACCCCUUCCAUCUUAGUCGGGCUGUUGGACACGUCAAUCCACUAUAUAGAGGGGAUCAAUCCUCUUCAGCGGCAACACUACAACUUUGAUUACUUGAAUAUCUUAAGUUCUCUCAUUAUAAGUUCUGUUUGUUGUAAAACACAUUGCUGAGCCUAUUUAGUCUGUAUCGUGAAUUGGCUGCUUUAACACACCACUGUAACUCUCCAAGCUCAGAGGCGCAUUACUGUAUAAGAACUCUUUGCUGCUUUCUCUUUAUCUUUUGUC